Molecule: messenger RNA, 1993 nt
Organism: Camellia sinensis
Lineage: Eukaryota; Viridiplantae; Streptophyta; Magnoliopsida; Ericales; Theaceae
Source: RefSeq, a predicted model, not a curated record
ACGCAAUUAGGUUGUCUCUUUGAACCUAGAUCUUGGAAUCUCCAGUCAACUAGGUUGGGUUUUCCAUUAUGGUAACUCUCGCUAAAGGCCUUAACCCCAUCCCUUUUGACCACUUUUCUACUAACUUUUGAUUUAACCCUUUGUUUAACGGAUCUACAAUGUUGUCUUUAGACUUUACAUAGUCUAUAGAGACAACUUCAUUAGAGAGUAGUUGACGUAUGAAAUUAUGUUUACGACGGAUAUAUCUAGACUUUUCAUUAUACAUAUUACUCUGUAUCCGUCCAAUCACCGAUGGGCUAUUACAAUGAAUACAGAUAGCGAGCACAGAUUUCAGCCAACGUGGAAUAUCUUCAAUGAAUUGGCACAUCCAUUCAGCUUUUUUUGUUGUUUUAUCCAAAGUAAUAAAUUCAGAUUUCAUCGUUGAUCUUGAUAAACACGUCUGCUUGGAAGAUUUCCAAGACACAGCUGGCUCUCCAAAGGGUACUAGAUUGCUUCUUAAGUAAAUGGCGUUGCCGUUGAGUGGUGGAAAAGAUUUUGUUUCGAUGAAUAUUUAUAAAAUGCUUGAACGUUUCUCCCAUCCACCAACGGAGUUUUGUAUAUUUAGAUUACAUGAAGAACUACGUCAGUUAAACGACAAGGCCUAUGACCCAGAGAUUAUUUCAAUAGGUCCUUACCACCUUGGUAAGCAAAACCUACAGAUGAUGGAGCGGCACAAGUUAUGCUAUUUUCAUUCACUUCUUCAAAAAAAAAAUCAGAGACCAGAAGAAUAUGUCGAUGCUAUUAGAUCACUAGAACAAGAUGCAGCACGUCAAUUUUAUGCUGAACCUAUAAGCCUUGAUUCAGAUGAAAUGAUCACAAUGAUGGUACUGGACGGUUGCUUUAUCAUUGAAUUGUUGCGGAAGUUUGAUAUGGAAUUCUUGAGAGAUCAGAAUGAUCCUAUUUUUAAAAGGGACUGGAUUUUUAAAAGGUUGCAGCGCGAUUUAAUGUUAUUUGAAAACCAAAUUCCGUUCUUUAUACUGUGCAAGUUAUUUGAUAUGAUCGAGGCACCAGGCAACCAUAAGAGGCUCAUUUAUUUGGCCUUGAGAUUUUUUAGUGAUCUUUUACCAGGUACCGGUAAAAGGGGUAAAAGGGAAGAUGGAAAGGAGCCACACAGUAAGAUCUGUCAUUUACUCGGGUUGAUACACCGUAACUGGCGCCCAUCAUUUGCAGGGUUGGAGCCUGUUGAAGAUGCCUCAAAUAAAGAAGGAAAAGGGAACUGGCGAUUUAUUCCUAAUACAAGAGAGCUCCAAGAAGCUGGAGUUAAGAUAGAGAAGUUUGAGGUUACAGGAGGUAGCUUGUUUGAUAUCAAGUUCAAAAGUGGGGUAAUGCAGAUUCCACCUGUAACCAUUGAAGGCAGGACAGAGUCAUUCUUCAGAAACCUCAUUGCAUACGAGCAAUAUAGUCCUGAUAACCAACUCAGUUAUGUCACUGAUUAUGUGAAAUUUUUAGAUUGCCUCAUUGACUGUGCAAAGGAUGUCAAAAUACUUUCUCGUUGUGGUAUCAUCGAUAAUUGGUUAGGUGAUGAUGAAGCGGUUUCCAACUUACUUAACAAGAUUAGUGACACGGUCUCGGGGACAAGCACGCAUUUCCAGUAUGCUGAUAUCUUCAACAGGGUGAACAUCCAUUGCAACCAGCCCUGGAAUCUGUACAGGGCAACUCUGAAACGGAAUUAUUUUAAUAACCCGUGGGCAAUGAUUGCAAUUAUGGCUGCUUUGGUAUUACUUCUACUCAUUUUGACACAAACUGGAUUUACGGUUUUUGGUUGGAAAUUGUAAUUGUCGGAGCGACAAAAUAGAUGGUCACAACUUAUUGGUGAGAGUAUCAGUGUGCUCUUCUUUAUUGUCUUUAAACUCUCCGUUUGUAAUUACUUCGACAAUAUUCAUACAUAUAUGUAUAUGUGUAUGUUUGCUUUGGAUAUUGAUUUGCUCUUCAGUGAAUUGUUCUCUUCUCCUCU